Molecule: messenger RNA, 2606 nt
Organism: Mercenaria mercenaria
Lineage: Eukaryota; Metazoa; Mollusca; Bivalvia; Venerida; Veneridae
Product: neural-cadherin-like
Exons: 5
Coding region: 598-1350 (250 amino acids)
Biological process (GO): homophilic cell-cell adhesion
Cellular component (GO): membrane
Molecular function (GO): calcium ion binding
Source: RefSeq, a predicted model, not a curated record
UCCCUAAGCUGUUGACGGCAAUGUAUUAGCGGAGGAAUCUUGGUACAUUUUAUGCAUAUCAUCCUAAUUAUUAGUACUUUUUUUAAAUCUGAACAAGUACUGAAUGACGUAAAAAACUAACAAUCCGCAAACGUUUUUUAUAUAUUAGAAAUUAUGUGUGAUAGCAACGUUGUGACAUUUGAAAUAAAGGUACACCCAAUCCAUUUGUAGAUACACCUUAUAAAUAUGUCCAAGUUUCCGAUUGGAUGGGAUUGAAAUACGUGUGGAAUAUGGUAGUAACUGAUACAAUGACACCUAAUGAAGUAAGACAAUGUUUUUGAUUGGAUAGAAAUGAACUUUGAUUUAAAUAGGACAUUUGACGUUUCUUUGGGAAAAAUGCUGAUAUAACAUAUUUGCUUUGUCCGUUGACGAUUUAAGUUUGAACAUGUUUUCCUAGAGACAGGCAUGAAAACGGUAGUUGUUGUUUGCUACUGUUUUGAAAAAAAGCGACCCAUGGAAACCCCUGGAGUCCAUGGUAUAAAAAUGCUAGACGUCCAUAAACAUCACAGCACCUGAGGAAGUCGGCCUAUAGGUUGUUAAGUUACUUUAAUAACAAAAAUGCAGAUGACCUGGAAUCUGAUUGGUUUGUUGGUAUUCGCCACUCUUUUUAAUACCGGAGAGUGUGCAAUUACUGAUUGGACAUUACCAAGUAUUGCUACCGCUGAUGGGGGUAGUGGCACUUUGACUGCAAAAAUUGACCAUGGCUUAACUGCUGGCGAUGCUACUGGUAUUACCAUAACGGCUACAUCAGAUGACGGAGGUGGUGUUUCAUCUUACACGAAAGAUUCGCAAACUCCAAGCGAUGUAGUGUUUGCCAUUGACAACUCUGGUGUUGUUACAAUUACAUCCGGCACAGUGGCCUACGCAACUACGGCUGUUUACACAUUCGUCAUUUCAGCUAACGAUGCAGGUGGAACUGCCUCGUCUGCGACUGUGACACUCUCCGUAAACGACCUUCCAGCGUUCUCCGCAACUCAGUAUAGCCUCACAAUCGACGAUGCAACGGCUUCAGGUACUACAUUGACAACCUUAACGGCUACAGACGAUGUAAACGGUGGAAGUUUGACAUAUUCAUUUGCAAGUGGAAACACCAACACUGAUUGGGCAAUUAGCAGCGCUGGUGUAAUUACUACAGCAAAUACAUUAGCGGCUUCUACAACCGGAGGAUAUUCCCUGGUUCUCAACGCUGCAGACAGUUCUCUGACUGGAAGUGCAACGGUUUGGAUCGUUGUUACUUCAUGUAGCGGAGCAACCGCAGUCUUGGCUGGCUUCAUGACAUUGUUGAUGGCUUUAAUAGCGCAUAUGUAUUAACUGAUGAUGCAUUUCAAAAUGCCAUUAUUGCUACCGCUCCUUCAUCUUUUCAAAGUGGAAACUGUAUAAUUAAUAUCUAAAAUAUUUACUAAACGUGUAAGAACACUCUUGAUUUAGUAAAUAUAAUUAAUUAUGACUCCUUAUAUAAAUCACAGGUCCAUAGUGUGUGCAACUGGUGGAUCUAAAGUUCAACAAUAGACUUUGCUCGGCUAAAGUCAAAACUAGAAGAAUGAAAUACUAAAAUAUAUUUCUGACGUCGUUUAAUAGAACGCUUAUUAAAUUGCUCCGGAACUGGCAUCAUUUUUGACUUCAGACACAAGAAAGCCCUGAAAUAAAUUCAUAUCAUUGCAAUAGAAACAAGAAUACUGCAACAUUCCGAAAAUUGUUUCUAUCACUGUCUUAAAAGCAAAUGCAAAUGUCGGUAAAAGGUAAUGAAGUUGAGCGAAGCAUUUUGUCAUUGUAACAAUAUUGACCAUGUACGAAAUGAGUUAUUUAUUUUUUUAUCAAACAGCAGUCAUUUAUACUCACCGGACAUCUAGAAAGAUCUUACAAUCAUGUAAACGAUGUGAUAAUUGAUAACUUUAACAGACCUGGUGUCACCUAUUAAUGCAGUGCUAUUUUAUGUAGAAUGUUUAAUAUAUUGAACAAUGAAAUAAUGCAUCAAUGUACGAAAGCUGGAACCAAUUAGUAAAAUAAUUACAACAUUCCAUCGUUGUAUUAUUUAGAUUUCAUCUAUACAAUAGUUAGAUUUCAUCUAUACAAACUUUCUAACUGAAUCAAUCAGUAGGUGAUGACUACCUAUUUUGUAACUUCACAUGUAUUGUUUUGUACUUUUCUAACUUGACUUUUCCUCAGAAUGGUUCAUUAAUGAAAUGGAAUGUCCCAUUGAAAUAUGAAUCUUUCAAAAUUUUUACUUGCUUAAAUUAUUUUUGUGUGUAUUUACUCAAUAUCCGACUAACUCAAAAUAAAUAUUUAAAAUGACAGCGAAUAAAUAAACUUUUGCAAUAUCAAGUUAUUAAGUUUCUCAAAUUUGAACUUUCAGUCAUUUGUUUUGCGCUUACAUCAGAAAGAUAGACAUUCUUGAAAUAGUGUUUACUUAUACAAAUAGCAAUGGUGCUGAGAUCAAUUGUGGACAUUAUGUACGCAUAUUUAUAUUCCCAUCAAAAGGAAUCUGCUUUGUUUGUAUCUUUCUUUCUAUGCCUUACUUUGCACUUGUAAUUUUCUUCGUUUUUUUCAAUAAACAUCUUCUAAAACCA